Owenia fusiformis is the source of this 920-nucleotide messenger RNA. NCBI's taxonomy places the organism in Eukaryota, Metazoa, Annelida, Polychaeta, Sabellida, Oweniidae. The record is from the annotation of a GenBank genome assembly.
AGUUACCCCAUCGUGGACUUUUAAUCAUUCUUUUGCGCGUUCGCAAAUUUAUUGCAACUCACGGUGUGACCUUUGACAUAUUCUUACUUCUCAAAAACAAAAUCAGCUGAGGGAAAGUGACAUAGUCCACCACCUAGUUUUCAACCACACGUAUGAACACAAACUCACAGAGAUUUAAUGAUAUGUUGCUUGAGAUAUUUCUUUGUGUAUUGGUGAUCUUUUUGAUCAGGUUUAUCCGCCAAGACGACCCUCAACCACUAUUAGGAGUUUACAGUCAACCAGGAAAAUGGUUCUACUUGAAAAAAUAUGCAUUCUACUUACUGUUUGUUCUCCGAAAAUUUAAACACAAACAGGCAGAGAUUCAACAUGGAAAAGAUGAAAGCUUCAAGAAAACUAAGAUUUCUGGUUAUGGAAAAGGAUCACAUGAGAAUAUUGCCGAUAUGGAAUGGCCACAGCAGCUAUCUUCAGAUCCUAAUGCAAUAGAUUGUGCCUUUUUUGAUGGCUUCAACAAAGAUGGCGCGUACACAGUCUGUAGAGUGGGGCGACGCCACAACAGAAAGGCUGAGGUGUGGCUGCUCUUGUACAUCCCUGGGGAGGGUCACUUCCAGCACCCUAGCCACCCUGAUAGUAUUGUGUACAAUACCGAUGGUAAUACAUUCACAGUUGGUGGGCUAACACUGUCAUGUAUAGAGCCAUUGAGGACAUGGAGAGUAUCCUUCAAUGGACUGCUCAGGAGAGGAAUAUGCAAUGAUUGGAAGAGUAAAGACCAGCACGAAACUGUUCACGUAAAAUUCACUUUUAUAUGGCAAGCCUACAGUAACAUAUUCAAUUUUGAUACAGAUAUACAUGCAAAUGUAAUAUCAGAGGCUGUUGCUAGGCAACCAUGGAGCAAAGAAUUUUUUGAAAAACUUAAAAGGUAA